AUGGCCACGCCCGUCCCACGGCCGCCGUUACUUUCAGCAGCACCAACAACAAUGACACCGACGACACCGACGACAACAGCGGCGACAGCGGUGGCAACGACGACGACGGUAGCGACACCACGGCCAGCGAGAAACUACCGCCAACGCCGAAACGCGACCAGGAUGGCUGAGUUCCGGUCAGCGAAGAGGAGGACCACCGGAGACGGGCCAUCACAGCAGUUCCGACUGGAAAAGGCGACACCAACCACCACCCCUGCGCCAUCAACCACCAACCCCCCGUCUCCAACCAUCAUCCCAACGGCACCAGGUCCACAGCCCACGGAGGAAGCAAUCUCACCAGUCGCCGAGGCCACGACGCCGGAGGUAAGCAUACCUACCGGAACCGUCGGAGCCCCGGAACAACCAACACCCGCCCCCACCACACCGGAGGAUAUGGAAAUAUCGCCGGAGGAGGAGGCGGAACUGUUGGCAGGCGGUGACGUCGCCGAGCCCGAGGACGUGGACAUGGAGGCCGUCUACGACAUAGCCAUCCGAGGAUACCUCGACGAACCCGCACCACCACAACCGGAGUAG
Aphis gossypii (cotton aphid) is the source of this 573-nucleotide messenger RNA. Its product is annotated as platelet glycoprotein Ib alpha chain-like. Bases 1 to 573 code for a protein of 190 amino acids. The record is from RefSeq and is a predicted model, not a curated record. NCBI's taxonomy places the organism in Eukaryota, Metazoa, Arthropoda, Insecta, Hemiptera, Aphididae. The transcript has a single exon.